Pseudopipra pipra is the source of this 2255-nucleotide messenger RNA. It is a transcript of the gene TMOD1, whose product is annotated as tropomodulin 1. Bases 198 to 1277 code for a protein of 359 amino acids. Gene Ontology annotation, cellular component: myofibril; striated muscle thin filament; cytoskeleton. Lineage: Eukaryota; Metazoa; Chordata; Aves; Passeriformes; Pipridae. The record is from RefSeq and is a predicted model, not a curated record. The transcript is spliced from 10 exons. Gene Ontology annotation, biological process: actin filament organization; muscle contraction; myofibril assembly. Gene Ontology annotation, molecular function: tropomyosin binding.
CCGGGGCCGCGGCCGGGGCUGGACCCCCGCCCCCGGCAGCGGCGGAGCCGGCGCGGGCAAGGACGCGCCGCCCGGGCUCGGCUCAGCUCAGCUCGGCUCGGCUCGGCUCGGCUCGGCUCGGCUCGGCUCGGCUCGGCUCGGCUCGGCUCACAGGUUCUGUUUCAGCAUAAAAGUGAGAUCCACAAGACUCCUCUAAGAUGUCCUACAGAAAGGAGCUAGAAAAAUACCGAGACCUGGAUGAAGACAAGAUCCUUGGAGCUCUGACAGAGGAGGAGCUCAGGAAGUUAGAGAAUGAACUGGAAGAGCUGGAUCCUGAUAACGCAUUGCUGCCGGCAGGGCUCCGGCAGCGGGAUCAGACACAAAAGCCACCAACUGGCCCAUUCAAAAGGGAGGAACUCAUGGCCCACCUAGAAAAGCAGGCAAAGGACAUUAAAGACAGAGAAGACUUGGUUCCUUUCACGGGUGAAAAGAGAGGAAAAGUUUGGAUUCCCAAGCAGAAGCCAAUGGAUCCUGUUUUGGAAAGUGUGACUCUAGAGCCGGAACUGGAGGAAGCCCUUGCUAAUGCCUCUGAUGCAGAGCUCUGUGACAUUGCUGCCAUCCUUGGCAUGCACACCUUGAUGAGUAACCAGCAGUACUAUGAGGCACUGGGGAGCAGCACCAUCGUGAACAAAGAAGGGCUCAACAGUGUGAUUAAGCCCACACAGUACAAACCAGUUCCUGAUGAGGAACCAAACUCAACAGAUGUGGAGGAAACUCUGAAACGAAUACAAAGCAAUGAUCCUGAUCUUGAGGAAGUCAACCUUAACAAUAUUAUGAAUAUUCCCAUCCCGACUUUAAAGGCUUUUGCGGAAGCGCUGAAGAACAACACGUAUGUGAAGAAGUUCAGUAUAGUUGGGACACGGAGCAACGAUCCUGUUGCUUUUGCCCUGGCAGAAAUGCUGAAGGUCAAUAACACGCUGAAGAGCCUGAAUGUGGAAUCUAACUUCAUUUCUGGGUCAGGUAUCCUGGCUAUUGUCGAGGCGCUCCAGGGCAACACGUCGCUGGUAGAGCUGCGCAUUGACAACCAGAGCCAGCCCUUGGGCAACAAAGUAGAAAUGGAAAUCGCAAAUAUGUUGGAAAAAAACACCUCCCUGCUGAAGUUUGGGUACCAUUUCACUCAGCAAGGUCCCCGGCUUCGUGCCUCCAAUGCUAUGAUGAAUAACAACGACCUAGUGAGGAAGAGAAGACUUGCAGAGUUGAAUGGGCCUAUUUUUCCCAAGUGCAGAACUGGAGUGUAGUUCCUGGCUAUGGAGGUCAUUCCCGGUGAUCUGUGCUACACUGUGGAAAUCUAAAGGCAAUAAGUGCCUUGACAGAGUAUUUGUGGUGCCUCGGUUCUGUUUUAUGCACUAACAGUUUAAAUUAACUAGCGGCUAUAGUUUUUAUGAAGAUUUUAUCCACUAGGACUGGUGAUGUUUUCUGUAGAGUUGGAAACUAUUCGAGCCAAUAAUAACCUGUCAGUUUUAUGCAAUCUCAGUUUAGAGCACAUCCCAGUGUAAAAGUGACUUUAACCUGGGACUUAAUUUUAUAUAAACUUCCUGCACGGUGUUUCAUAAAGUUAGGAUGUGGUAUGCAUGAGUGAAAGAUACAAUUGUUUCACACAAAUUAUAGAAGUAUUAAAAAAAUACUUUAUUUUUUUCCAAGUUGAUCUCAAGUAACUAUAGAGGAGCAACUGUUUAACAAGCACUUCUACCAUCUGGAAACAUGGCUAAUUUCAAGAAUUGUGAACUACCAUUUUUUACCGACAUUUGCUGAAUCAUUUAAUUGGAGAUGCUGUUUCAAAUGCAUCCCUGUGUUUCUUUGAAAAAAACCUGAUCUCCACUCCUGGCAUAAAUGGAACUUAAGGCCACCAAUUAUAAAACAGAGUCUCAAAAAUCAAGUGGUUUAGGACAGGUCAAUAUCCUUCAAUGCACAUCUGAAGAAAACAGUUACUUUUAGAGAUGUGAUACAAAUUCUAACCCCACAGAGAUGGCCAAACUAAUCAGCAAAUGAGAGCCUUCUCUUUUAAUUCCCACUCCUUUCAGUUUCCUUAUGUUAAAAGCAUUUGUCCAGAUAUUCACUGGAAACAAGUCAAAUUCUCUCUUUGCUGUUUUGUCUAGAUGACCAUGUCCAUUAAUUAAAUUCUGUUCUGCUAGGAAUUGUUUCUUUUUACUGCUGUCCCUUAUGUCCACAUAAAUGCAAGAAUAAAUGUUGUGCCCUAGAAAGGCUGUGAAGUGAAA